This is a messenger RNA of Striga hermonthica, 720 nucleotides long. NCBI's taxonomy places the organism in Eukaryota, Viridiplantae, Streptophyta, Magnoliopsida, Lamiales, Orobanchaceae. The record is from the annotation of a GenBank genome assembly.
AUGUUGAACCGGCUGAUUUUAAGAACCGGCGACGGAGGGGACUGUCUGUCGGCGUUCUCCGCGGUUUUGCAGAGAGGGAAAACCGAAUCGAAGGCGAAAUCAGCGAGGAUUUUGGAAUUAAUCGCGAUGGAUCUCGAAUCUCAGCGCAAAAUUGGAGAAAAUACGGAGAUAAUGCACGAACUGUUGAAUUUGUGCAUCGAAGAUAAGGAUCCGUCGGCCGUGGAGGCCGGCUUGUCCGCCUUGCUAGCGAUUUCGACCACCAGGCCGGUGAAGAAGGAGCUGAUCCGGCUCGGCAUAGUCCGAACCGUAGGGAAGAUCCUCUCCGGCCGGGACCGGCCGGCGCCAGUUCGCGCGGUGGCAGAGAAGGCGCUGGAGACGCUGGAGAGGGUGGCGACGUGCACGGAGGGGAGGGGCGCGAUCGCCGGGGACGGUGAGUGCGUGGAGGCGGUGGUGAGGGGGCUGGUGAAGUUUUCCGGCGCGGCGACGGAACACGGGGUGGCGGUGCUGUGGAGCGUGUGCUGCCUGGCGCGGGACGCGGCGGCGCAGGAGAGGGCGGCGUCGGUCAACGGUUUGACCAAGGUACUACUGGUGAUGCAGAGCGGUUGUAGCUCGGGGACGAGGCAGAUGUGCGUGGAAUUGGUGAAGGUGCUGAGAGCGAAAGGUGGGAGGUCCAAUCUGGCGCCGUACGAGACAAGGACCACUCACAUCGCGCCUUAUUAA